Molecule: messenger RNA, 1079 nt
Organism: Podarcis muralis (Common wall lizard)
Lineage: Eukaryota; Metazoa; Chordata; Lepidosauria; Squamata; Lacertidae
Gene: COA6
Product: cytochrome c oxidase assembly factor 6
Biological process (GO): respiratory chain complex IV assembly; mitochondrial ATP synthesis coupled electron transport
Cellular component (GO): mitochondrion
Source: RefSeq, a predicted model, not a curated record
GAGGGCGGCGAGUGUAGAAUCCUCACCUGGUCUGGAGGUCGGGAGCCUGGCUUCCCGCAGAGGAGCGGCCGCUUCUGUCGGGCGGAGAGAGCCUUCUGAGCGCGAGAAGGCGGGGAGACCCUUCUCAGCCCUUCUGCGGGUGGAGAGUCGGAGGUGACUCCCAAGACUGCAGCAGCCGAGCGUGGAGGGCAAGCAGAGCCUCCUCCGCGCGCUUCCCCCUGCCUUGUGCCCACUUGGCACCGCUCUCCAGCCGCGGCGAGGGCGCGGGACUCGGUCACGCGGCGCCUUCCCUGCAGGCGGCUCUGCGGGGAGGGAAACGGCGGGAGAGACCGCGCGCUCUCCUUUCGGCGACUCACGGCAGAAACUGGACUUUCGGGAUAGGUGUCCUGGGGAGCCCCGUUCUUUAGCCCCGAGUUCAGCAGCUCAGAAAUGACAGCUCCAUCAAUGAAGGAAAGGAAGGCUUGCUGGGGAGCUCGGGAUGAGUAUUGGAAGUGCUUAGAUGAUAAUAUGGAAGAGGCAUCAAAGUGUGAGAAACUUAGGUGCUCUUUUGAAAAUGUGUGUCCACAACAGUGGGUUAAAUAUUUUGAUAGAAGAAGAGAUUAUCUAAAAUAUAAAGCAAAGUUGGAAGCAGGAGAAUUUCAGCCUUCAGAGACAACUGAGAAGUCAUAGCUACUCAUCAGCUUUUAUAAAUACAGCCACGACAAAGGAGCUUGCAGAAGAAGAGCACUUGAGUGAUACUUAAAAGUGUCAGUAUCAGUAAAGGACAGUGAUGGCCUAUGAAUAAUUUCAAAAGCUAUACUUGUUUAUCUGGCAUCGGUGUGAAGGCUCCUAGCCCCUAUGUACUUUGAAGUGCAUGGUGAAGAGAAGAGGCUCCCAACCGCACCUCACUGAAGUUGCUAAUACAAAUAAAGGGCAAAGUGGUGCACUGUAUCUACUCAAAUGUUACAUUGUGAGUUCAUUACCAGUUUCUUCUUUCAAGUACUUUCCUUUGUAUUAAUAGAACGCUUACAUCCAUUUUGAUAGUCGAUCUUCACAAGUGAAUAAAUCAAAUUAGCCAAAUGCUAGUUAUUGUGCAGUCA